This is a messenger RNA of Ectocarpus siliculosus, 2196 nucleotides long. The record is from the annotation of a GenBank genome assembly. NCBI's taxonomy places the organism in Eukaryota, Phaeophyceae, Ectocarpales, Ectocarpaceae.
AUGACCACAACUGAGAUCGCGUUCUGCGCGAUGAGGAUGUACAGCCACUUCCGGAGAACCGAGGGCAACUACAAGCGCCUGACGGUGAUGCAGAACGCGGAGAAUGUUCCGCCGGUGUAUGAGAUCAUCUGGCAGUGCGACGGGACAUCGGAGGGGAACCCGGAGGGGGAGAGCCGCUUCUUUUCCAGCACCAGCGGCACGGACGCUGAGCAGCAGAAGUCUCUCCUUGCGUGCUUGCUGGCCUUAUCCUGGGACGGCUCGACCAGCAGCCGCAAGACGCUGCAGAGAGCCCUCACGCCGACGAGACCUUCGAAGGUGCCCUCGCCGGAGGACAUCUUCUGGGACGAGUUCAAGGAUAGCACGGACGCCCUGAGUGGAGACGACGAGAUGGUGGUGGUCGCCCGCAUGGUUCUCCUCGUCGCCGAGAGCGCCAACAAGCCGGGCCAAGACGGAGUCUCCUCAGGAGCGUCGUCCUCGGGCGUUCCGCCGGAGGCCACAGCCGGCGGCGGCGAGGAGAGGGAGAAGGAGGGGAUCGAGCACGGGGAUAUCAUGCAGGCGCUGUCUGGGGCGCACCUCCGAGAGAUCGGGAUCGCCAUCAAGGAGGCUAGGCCGGGGUGGCAGGAGGCUCACGUCCAGUGGGUCAACCUGCUCACGCCGGAAGCUCUGGACGCGUUCUUGGUGGAGAAGCUUGAGGCUCGGAGAGCGCUGGUUGAGCUCGACCUGGAGCCCAGCGGGUUGGUGAUCAGGCAUGACGACCAUGGGGUGGUGGAGCGAGUGGAGCCUGCCGUGGAGGAAAAGAAGACGAGCUCUUGGAUGCCUUCGCGAGGCCACCAGCAGAUCCUGCCCAAGUCCUCCAGCCGUAGCCGCAAGGGCCGCGGGCACAGGCGCAGCCGCUCCGUGGAGAGCGGCGGCAGCACGGGAUCAAAGCCUUCGCCGGUGGUGAUCACCACCGUCCACGGCCGAAAGGACAAAAAGAGCGGCGGGACCGCCGGGGGAACCAGCACUAGUUCCGCCGCAUCCGCGGACUCGAGCUUCAAGGCAGGGGGUGGCGACAGGAGCUCGCUCCGUACGGUCUCGCAGCAGAGACCGAGGGGGUCAUCGUCGGAGAAGAGUUCUUCCGCCGCUGGCGGCGGCGGCGGCGGUGAUACCGUCCCGCCCAAGCUUACCAUUGACGCCGGGGACUUCGCGGUACGGGUCCCCGUGAAGGGGACGUCGGUGCGCAGUGAGCUGUCCCGCGGGCUGUCCCCGGCGGGGUCGCAGGCUUCGAGCGUGGUGACCAGGGUGUACGCGCCAUCGUCGGUGGGCGGCGGCGACCAAGCGUCCGUUGUUCGUGUUGCCUGUGUUGGAGCGGAUACCCCGGACGUCGCUCAAGCGCUCGCCUCUCCCACCAACGAGUCCGCCAUGUCCCAAGUCUCCAUCGCGGCGUCGCGGUUCCUCUCUUCGCCGGUCAACAACCCGUUCGGCCCGCAGUUCCGCGGGCAAAGCGCCAGCUCCGGCCUCACCGGGGUUAGCGCGGGCACCGCCGCCGGCUCGGGGUCAGGCGUCGUUCCCGUCGGCGCGGCGAGGAAAGACAUGGGAAUCUCCCAAGACCUGUCCGGCUUGACGCCCACCCGCACGGGCCGCGGCGGGGAGGACGGGGCCCGCUCCCCCGGGGCCUUCUCCGUGGCCGGGAGAUCUGAGGCAGGCUUCUCCGACGCCGCUUCGCGGUACGACAACAGCUUCGCGGCGUCGCGGGAGAGCGGGGUGAGCCUCGCCGGGCGCGUAGGCCUCACCACCGGCGCCGGCGCCGGCGGCCCCCCGACCCGCCUCGACGGCCUGGCGAUACAGCAGCCGUCCUCGCCGAACUCGGCGGCCGCUUCCAGGUUCGACACCUCCUCCCCCGCCUCAGCGACGACGUUCACGUCGAGGGUCGGCGUGGGGUCGCCGACCGCGGCGCCGGUGGGGGCCGGCGGGAGAGCGCGAGUCGGGGCGGGAGGCCCGCUGACCGGAAGGUCGGCGGCGAGCUCCAUGAGGUCAGACGGCGGUUCGUCGUUUUUCAGGGCUUCUGGCGGGUCGCAGAGGAGCGGGGACUCCCGCGGGGUGGGCGGCGCGGGUUCCGCGUCGGCGAGCUCGUGGGACGAGGAAGACCUGCAGAACAUGGGCACGAGGUGGCUGGCAGACCGUGCCUACAACCAGCAGUUUGAUGCACAGAAGUAG